Osmia lignaria (orchard mason bee) is the source of this 6719-nucleotide messenger RNA. It is a transcript of the gene Gbs-76A, whose product is annotated as Glycogen binding subunit 76A. Gene Ontology annotation, biological process: regulation of glycogen biosynthetic process. Gene Ontology annotation, cellular component: protein phosphatase type 1 complex. The record is from RefSeq and is a predicted model, not a curated record. Gene Ontology annotation, molecular function: protein phosphatase 1 binding; glycogen binding. NCBI's taxonomy places the organism in Eukaryota, Metazoa, Arthropoda, Insecta, Hymenoptera, Megachilidae.
ACCUACUAGCUCGACCAGUUAGAAGUCAGUGUGUGUAAGCCGGCCGGUCGUGCCGGCUUCUUUUCUGCCUCUGCUCUGUUGCACCUCCGUUUUUCGAAAAAUCAUUCUGCCUUUCAUGUUCACUGAAACCCAGCCUUUGGAAAACGUGAAAAGUGUCUCGUUUACGAUCGAACUAAAACCAUCUCAAAGGAGCAUUUAUUAAAAAUCAAUUAUUUCUACCACCAUUGAAUCUCAGUGCUGCAAUCGAGAAAUUUGCGAUACUUGGAUUUUGAACUGUCGUCGAAAUUUUUACGACCGAACCGUUUAUGCGAACAACAACAAGUGCUUCUUUUUGUCAGUGAAAUAAUUUUACAUGUGAAACUUUUACACACUUUGUUAGUGGUUGUACGACGAGAUACGUGAAUUUUAAUAUUUUGAAAAUAGAACAAUUUUUUGAAGAGCUUUUGCGUCUCUCCCACUGAAGGAACUUUGGACAUAUGAUAGACUGCAUAAUUAACAUUGUUUCUAAGAAGAUAAAGAAUAUUACAAAGUGAAAAAAAUUAUUGAAGUAACAGUGAAGAUGAUCGAUGUAAUGACAUUUAAAGAGCCUGAAAUAAUUAAUUUUUUGAUAAUUUGAAAAAUUGUAACAUGGACGUUGUGAUAAAUUCCUAUACUCAAAUGCAGAGGUGACUUUGACACAUCUCUGAGUCUGAACUUUGUCGGUUGUUGAGACUGAUAAAUAAGGUGAUCAAGUUUGUUGAUGGAAAUGAGUUCUUUUAAUGAUACCAGAGUGAUAGUACUCGUGGAUUGAGCUGUUCUUCGAAUGAUAUAAAGGACCGAUCGAUUUCAUUCAGAGACAAUCAACGUCUUAUGACGCUUCAUGAUACUUGAUAAAUUAAGAGCGUCUGGGAAACAAGGCUUCGUUUUUUGAAAAUGUGAGGACGGAAAUGUGUGAAGCUGAUUGGAAAGUGAUUUAUUUUCGAUACGAUCAAUUCGAGAAGGGAACAUGAUUAUGACACAUACAGAAGAAGCAUCGACGACUUUCGAGUCGAAGACACCGACGGACCAGAUGAAUGGACACUCAAUGGCAAACACCGAGAGUCGGGAGUCGGAAGAACAGGGUAGCAGCACGACCUCGCCCUCGGAGGGCAGGCACGCCAACGGGACAUCCGGCUCGUCCGUCCUCGUGAUGGGCAGCACGGACUCGGCGGGCAGCGCCCACAGCGGCGGCCCUUCCUGUGGCCUGGUCAGCUCCCUCUUCCCGAGCAGUUGCCGUGGACGCGCGGAAGCCUUCGCCAGACGUCUUCAUCGACGAUUGACGUCUCUCGGCAGUGAGGAUGCUUCCCAGCGAAACAAAGAUCCCACCAACCCAAAGGAGACCUCCUGGUUACGCUCUUCCUCGACAACAAAGUCGAUGGUGAACAAUGCUUCGACCAAUCACGUCCUACAACACCAGCCGCGUCACAAUCCUGACACAGAGCUGUGUUACGACUUCGAUCUAUCCGAUCUGUGUCAGGAUUUCGAAGAUGGCCUCAGUUCGCCCGCCGAAGAGGCGACGGCAGCGGAGAUGGCGGACCUGGUCGUUAAUCCCGAAGCAUUGAAAAAUCAUCGCGAUCUACGUCACGGUUCGCCAAACGACUCGAAAACUAUGUACUCCAGCUUGGAUUCCGAGUCUGGCUACGUGUACGCGUCACCUCUGAUGGAAAGAUCCCCGGACAGUGACUCGUCGGAUAUAUACUUCGAUCCAGAGUCAUCGGACGUGGAGAAAGCGAAGAACGAGGUGUACUUUGACCCCGUAACCACGUCCGACAGCGAAAUGACUACCUCGAAUCUUUCCAACGGCUGCGAGCCGACGAAGAUGAAGAACGUGUCGUAUCGCUGGAGGCCAGAGACGAAGAUGGAACAGUCGGAGGACACGUCGGAAUCCACUUCCUCGAUGCCAAGGAACAGUUUCAGCAACGAGGAAUCGCAGAACAACGAACUGAUGUGUAAUUCGAAGGACUCGAACGAGAGGAGCUCUUUGGAGACCACCUCGCUCAGUCACGAAUCUCUUUGGAGUACCUUCGACGAAAGCACAAUGUCUCUUCAGGACGAAAGUCCCUCCAGAAUCAGUUCCGGGCUAACCGCCUUUCCGAAUCGGCUUCCCAAGUCACAUUCCGAUUCUGAGAUUCCUACCCACGGACCUAGGCUAGUGAUUUCUUGCGAAUGGGACAAGGUCGAUCAAGGUGUCGACGAGGUUGAUUUCGUGAACGGGCUGUCAGAAAAUGGCAAGUUGGAGGAUAUGAAGAACGUAAGGAACCUGGAAAUGAAAGAAGAAUCCACGGAUUCCUCGGAGAACACCACCGAAGAAGAACUUCCUUAUGACGAGGAGAAACCCAGCGUCUCGGUGGUGCAGCAGAACAACCUUAGUUUGAAAGUGGAAGAAAACGCUGUCGAGACGGGGAUUGGUUCGACGUAUAGCAGUAUGAUCAAUAUUCCUGGUGCUCUAACUCUGGAGUAUCCCACGGGAGAAAGAGUGAUAGAGGCAACGGUGAAGAACGAGGUACAGUUACAAAUCGAGAACGGUUCUGUGGCGAACAGCAGCGACGAGGACAAAAUGUGUCUGCUGUUGAAGAAGCUGACGACCGACUCAACGGCAAAGGAUGACGUCCAGGAAGCUACUCAAGAACCUCAAGGAAACAUCGAGGAAGAGGAGGAAGGGGAGGAAGAGGAAGAGGUGAGACCGCAGAAGAUCAGACGGUCUUCGUCCCUAAAAACAGGAAAGACACCGCCUGGAACACCUGGAAGAAAGAAGAUCGUCAGAUUCGCGGAUGUCCUUGGUCUGGAUCUGGCUGACGUGCGAACCUUCCUCGACGAGAUCCCGAAGAUUCCCAACUCAGCCUACAGUGACCUGAUCUACGACGACAUCUUCCAGAAGGACAGCAGUCCAGUGACUAGCAUACCAAACAUUUGGGGAGACAGGUACACCGAGAGCAGACGAGAUUCCAGCUACUCGCUGCCGCCUCGCAAAAUGGACAGAACUCUGAUGCCUUUGUUCCAGCAACCUGCCGGUUUGCCUAACUUUUUGGAGACAGUCCGGGAGCGUCGGGUAUGCCUGGAGAACGUGCUCGUCCAAGAUCCUAUCUCCAUGUGCAUCCAGGGCACAGUGCGCGUGAUCAAUUUGGACUUUCACAAAUCGGUGCACAUCAGAUACACGUUGAACUCUUGGAGGAAUUUCAGCGAUCUACAAGCGAUAUACGUGCCGAACUCGUGCGACGGUUUCAGCGACAAAUUCUCGUUCGUCCUGUAUUGUCACACGCUGCCGGUCGGUCAGAGACUGGAGUUUGCGGUACGGUUCCAAUGUAAAGGUGAACAGUACUGGGAUAACAAUGCCGGGGCCAAUUACUGCUUCCAAUGUUUGCCAACCUCCUCUGCUAUCGAUUACAUACCGAUCACCGCGCAAGAGAAUCAACACCACGAAUGGUCACCGAUGUUCUACUGAUGGACGUGCAGGUCGUUGAUGUUUGCGCGGGCUGCUAUGUUUCGCGGAGGCGAAGCGGUCUAAAGUGAAGCCGAAUAUGGCUAACAAGCGACAGAGAGAGAGAGAGAGCCUACGGAUGAAUAAACGUUCCUAAAGUGUACCCUACUGUUGUACAUAACUGUUCUGAAGGAGCCGAUGGAGGAACGGGAGGUGGAAUCGGAAAGCAGGGAUAGCACUGGCGUCAAUUAUUCUUUCCUGCCAUUUCCCGACCAGCCUUUAAGUGGACUGGAAGAACUUGACGCACCUGUUAGACUGACAUUUUUUUUACACGUUUGUUGUUCCUUGUUUGCGCUCAAAUAUACAGGAUGUCCUAAAAAGAUCCUAGAAUUCAUGAGUCCUUCGUGGCAAAGCGAAUCGAAAUAUCCUUUAACAAUUUGCAGUCUGUAUUUUCAAGGUAAAAAUAAUAGAAAAUUUGCUGCUCCAGAACACAGAGUACUGCCAGAUAGGAAGAAAUCAAUUCUCAAAGCACAACAAAUUUUUAUUGUUCAAUAGUGCCUGUUAUUCUAUGUGCGUAUAAACGAAGCCACAGACUGUAAAAUGAUAAAGGAUAUUUUUUAAUUUGCUUUUCUCAACUGAGGUUGUUUUUGGGACAUUCUGUGGGUUAUUAAUAAACGCCUCGAUGCAUGAGCGGCAGACAGCUGGCUGAGGAGUAAGACGCUUCUGAUAUGCUUGUUCUUCGAGAUGAAAAUGAAGUCUGGUAUUUGAAGUGUCUUUGAAGAACCGAAGAAAGAUUGAACAGGAAUCGUUCUAAGAAGAGCAUGGAGAUUAUUUUCACGUUCCUAGAAAGUACCUAAUUGUACAGACUUCGCGACGCACCUGAGCCUAAUACGUCUGUAAGACUUACCAAUGAUGGUACAAGGUCUUGAGACGGAAGUCGAGGAACUCUGUCGUUUCGACAGGGUUGUAAUUAUGAAAAAUUUCUAUUUUAUGGAUUGAAAUGUUUGUUAAGACGCUUUUAGGAUGGUACUGCUUUUCGAGGAGGCAAAAUUGAAGGCUCACUUUAUUUUAUCUUUCUUCUUAAUUUUAACGAUAUUUUAUUUUUAAUUUUAACGAUAUCUUGUACAAAUACUCCUGAAAUAACUCGAUAAGGUUGAAAACAUAUCUUUUUAGCAAGCGUAACCACGACCAAUUUGAUCUUCUUUACAAAAGCCAUAUUUUUUUAGAAUCUACUUUUAUUUAUAGACAUUUAGUUUCGAAGUUUCUUCUUCAUCAAUCAAAACGUUCAAUUUGUGCCAAUUUGAUUCAGUGCCAUUAUACGAAUUCAUCGAGAAAAAUAUUCUUAUGAACAGUGGUGUAAUUAGGCAGGGGUCAAGAUGGACCUGGGCCCCAUAGAAAUGUGGAUUGUUCCUUCCCAAAAAAUUGUAAGAUACUAAAAUUCCAGAAUUCUAAAAUUUCACGAUAUAUGAAUACCCGAAUUUCAGAGUUUCAAUUCCCAAAAUUAAAAAAUUUUAGAUUUUCAGAAUUCCAGAGUUGCAAAAUUUCAAAAAUCUUAAGGAACCAGGCCCAGCCUAGAAGAAGGUCCAAUUUACGUCAUUGCUUCUGAAUCACUUCGAAACACAUACUAUAUCAUAUACAGAGUUUUAAAUGUGAUAAUUUAUAAUCAUGAGAUAUCGUACUGCCCUUCGGUGUGUUUUAUGCUUUUAUUAUAUUAUUUCAAAAAUUCUAAUUCUUUAUCAGAGAUUCAGCAAUUUUAUUCGCGUAUGAAACUACAUAUAUACUCGAUGUACAAAACGUUGGGGCACCAAAAAUGCGACGAAAUUUUCCUGCAAGAGUAAUGUAAUAAUAGUCCUUUAGAUUUAAAUGAUUUUACACUCGUGUACAUAGAAUCUGUUUUUCUUUUUUUUUUUUUUUAUUUCGACGUUAACUAGCUUUAUAAGAUAAUUGAUUUGAUUAAAAGGUUUAUUGUUUUUGUUGAUUAUAAAAAGAUAAUGAAAUACACGAAGGUACAUUUUCGUUUUUUAAUUUCAUUCGAAGAACUGUAUGCACGUUUCGUUCAUUUUUGUGCAACCACAUCAUCAAUGGUUUGAGUGAGUAACGAUCGAACUAUUUACAAUGAAGUGUGCGAAGUAGAACGAUGAGAACAAGACAUUAAUGUUUUGACACCUAUUCGUGUAUAAAGACUGUGAGUGAAAAACAGCAACUUUCUCUCGUCGUCGUAUAUGUUAAAUGUACAGUGCCGGAUUAACGGGAAAUCUAAGGGUUGUUGGGGGGCGGGGCUAUAGCUCCGGGUUCCACUUCACAAGGGCUUCGUCAUGAUUCAUUUAAUUUGUUAAAAAAUAUUGAAUGCAAUGUUUUUUUUAUUGCGCUGCUGUUUUUCUUUACAAUUAAAUGUUACUUAAUUUUAUUUAAAAUAAAUUUUAAUUUUUGAACCAAAUUUAUCAACAAAGGAGGGCCCUCGAAAGUUUGAUAGCCCCGGGCCCAAGAAACCUUAAUCCGAUCCUGGAUAUAUAAAAAUACGACAUGAUCAUUUGUCGAACGACAGACCACGUUAACGACCGACCAAACGAAGAAUCGUUCAAUUACGUCGUAGUACUCGAAAUCACAAGAUACUGAUAAAUAUUUCAUCCCAGAAUUAUUUUGAUAACGUUAAGCGUUGUUUUCUUAACCCUGAUUACCAGCUGGACCAAGCGGAGUCAGCAACGCUGAUAAUUGCAAUAUAAUACAGAAACGAACGAGGAUAUUAAAGAUUAUUAAUAUAUUGUUAAAGCGACGUUUAUAGAUAUAUCCAGAUAUUUUGUAACAGUUUUGAAGUACAGAGAUGUGUAUAUGCUAUUCGUAAAUUGUAUAUAAGCGGCGUCAGUAUUGGUGUCUCGAUGACGAGUCAUUUUUAUUCAUUCUUCGAGCUGUUCGAAGAUUCUUAAUUAAAUGUACAUAUUUAUAUAUUUUAUCACGGUGUUUGCAUGGUAAUCAUGUCUGUAGCUUCCUAUAUUUUCUUUUUUUAUUUUUGGUCGCUAUUAUGACCUCUUUUAUAAUUUUAUAUACUACUGUUUUAACACGUUCGCUGUCGGCGGCUCCUAUCGGAGUCAAUCGGCAGUGUUCGGCAGUGCUCGACAGUGUUCGGCAGCAUUCGACAGUGUUCGACAUCCGUCGUCAUCACACGCCGACAACGAACGUGUUAACCGUCUUGUUUUAUUUUAUAGUGUUUUAAUUUUUAUUCUGGGGCAAACUACUAUCGUUAUUUUUCAAUGUAUUAAUAACAUUAAAUACAGUAGAUAAUAUA